ACCCUCAUCCACCAUCUAGUUUCCAAAAACUGUACGUUUAAGACAUUACGUCCGAUUACAUCGAUCUCUAUUGUAUUAGCUAGCCAUGCUAGAAGGAAAAGCAGUUGUUGGAGAGACUGACAUGCUCCAAACCACGCAGCAAGAUGCUCUUGAUCUAGCAGCAAAAGCGCUCGACUUUUUCGAUGUCACUGAGGCCACCGAGAUCGCCCGCUUCAUAAAACAGGAUUUCGAUAAGGCGCAUGGACCUGGGUGGCAAUGCAUUGUUGGGACAGAUUUUGGUUCCUUUGUGACCCAUUGUUCUGGCUGUUUCAUCUAUUUUUGCAUAGGCAGCCUUGCAAUUUUGCUCUUCAGGGGCUCUGCGGGUCCAGAAGCUGAGACAAGCCACUUUGCAGCCUUGGAGACGAAAGCAUGAUACAUAUUUUCUUCUUAAUUCAUUAUUGUUCUUCUUGUAUAACUUCUUCCGUACGCGCUUAAGUAUAUAUAGAAACAAGAAAGAUCUUU
Juglans microcarpa x Juglans regia is the source of this 501-nucleotide messenger RNA. RefSeq names its product dynein light chain 2, cytoplasmic-like. The transcript is spliced from 2 exons. Gene Ontology annotation, molecular function: dynein light intermediate chain binding; dynein intermediate chain binding. Lineage: Eukaryota; Viridiplantae; Streptophyta; Magnoliopsida; Fagales; Juglandaceae. The coding region runs from base 86 to 412 and encodes 108 amino acids. The record is from RefSeq and is a predicted model, not a curated record. Gene Ontology annotation, biological process: microtubule-based process. Gene Ontology annotation, cellular component: dynein complex.